Molecule: messenger RNA, 1705 nt
Organism: Impatiens glandulifera
Lineage: Eukaryota; Viridiplantae; Streptophyta; Magnoliopsida; Ericales; Balsaminaceae
Product: UDP-glucuronate 4-epimerase 6-like
Exons: 2
Coding region: 94-1461 (455 amino acids)
Source: RefSeq, a predicted model, not a curated record
UUAUAUCCACCUCUACACACUUCCAUUUUCAGAGCUCCAGAAACUCUCUCAGCUCUAUUAACAAACAAUUCAUCUCUUUUCAAAUAUACAAUUAUGUACAGCAAUUCAACACCAAUGGCGUCCCCGCCGGACACCAGCAAAACCACAAAACUCGAACGCUACAACAGUUACCUCCGGCGAGUCAAUAGCACAAAACUCAUAUCCACUUCUUCAAAACUUCUCUUCAGAUCAACUCUCUUAGUAGCUUUGAUCUUACUUUUCUACUUCACACUCAAUUACCCACCUCUUUCUGAUAACAAUCACACCCAUCAUAUCCACACCACCACCCACAAUUUCCUUUCCUCCGCCUUCUACGGCAACGGCGCCGCCUGGGAAAAACAAGUCCGUCAAUCCUCAACCCCUCGCCGCCAGAACGGGUUCUCCGUCCUCGUCACCGGCGCAGCAGGAUUCGUCGGCACCCAUUCCUCACUUGCACUUAAGAAACGCGGCGAUGGCGUUCUGGGUCUUGAUAAUUUCAAUUCCUACUACGACCCAUCAUUGAAACGAGCUAGACAAAAGAUGCUUUUAAAAAAUCAGAUCUUUAUAGUCGAUGGAGAUCUUAACGAUGCUGAAUUGUUAACCAAGCUAUUCGACAUUGUCCCUUUUACCCACGUCCUUCAUCUCGCUGCUCAGGCGGGAGUGCGUUACGCGAUGCAGAAUCCUCAAUCGUACGUUAAAUCGAACAUAGCCGGAUUUAUCAACCUUCUUGAAGUUUGUAAAACCGCCGAUCCACAACCGUCGAUUGUUUGGGCUUCGUCUAGUUCUGUUUAUGGUUUGAAUAAACAAAACCCAUUUUCAGAAGAUCAUCGGACUGAUCAACCUGCAUCACUUUACGCAGCUACAAAGAAAGCCGGCGAGGAAAUUGCACAUACUUAUAACCAUAUAUACGGUCUCUCCCUCACCGGACUUCGUUUCUUCACUGUCUACGGUCCCUGGGGACGGCCGGACAUGGCUUAUUUCUUCUUCACAAAAGACAUCUUACAGGGAAAAUCGAUCAAUGUCUAUGAAACACAAGAUGGAAGACCAGUUGCCCGUGAUUUCACAUACAUAGAUGAUAUCGUUAAAGGGUGUUUAGGAGCAUUGGACACAGCGAAACCUAGCACCGGCAGCGGCGGGAAGAAGAAAGGUCCGGCACAACUGAGGAUUUAUAACCUUGGAAACACGUCGCCGGUGCCGGUGGGGAAAUUGGUGGAGAUUUUGGAGAGUUUAUUGGGGACAAAAGCGAAGAAACAUGUAAUCAAGAUGCCACGAAACGGCGACGUUCCAUAUACACAUGCUAACGUGAGCAUGGCGUAUAGGGAUUUUGGGUAUAAGCCUACCACCGACUUGACUACAGGGGUGAGGAAGUUCGUUAAGUGGUAUGUUAGUUAUUAUGGGAUUGAAUCGAGGGUAAAAAAGGAAUUUGACACCUCUAAUGAAUGAAUGAAUGAUCGAGGACAACCAGCCCAUAGAUCAUCACAUGGUGCCAUUUUUUUUUUGCUUUUCUUUUAAUUUUAAUAUUUAUUUUCCCAUUUCAAAUUAAAUGUAAGUGUAUAAUAAUAAUAAUAUAUAUGUAUACAUGUAAAAGAUAGAGAAUUUAUGUAACGAUGGUUCUAUUUUAUGGUUGAUAAUUUCUGCCCUAAAGAAGGGCAGAUUAAAAUAAUAAUAAAAAAUUUGUGAUGGACAA